AUGGCCGCUCCCUCAACCCGAGAUCGCUCGAUCUCCGUCCUCGACGCAGGCUCGAUACACAACAUCUCUUCCGGCCAGGUCGUCGUCGACCUCCAGACGGCCGUAAAGGAGCUCGUCGAGAAUAGCCUCGAUGCCGGAGCUACUACCAUCGACGUCCGCUUCAAGGACUACGGCCUCGACUCCUUCGAGGUUGUCGACAACGGGUCCGGCAUCCCUCCCCAAGACUACGACUACAUCGCGCUCAAGCACCACACCUCCAAGCUCGCCUCCUUCACCGACCUCCAGUCCGUGACCACCUUUGGCUUCCGCGGCGAAGCCCUCUCCUCCCUCUGCGCCCUCGCAGAUUCCGUCUCCGUCACGACCGCAACCGCCGCCGAUGCACCCGUGGCCACCGUCAUCGACUUUGAGCGCACAGGCAAGGUGAGCAAGAAGGCCAAGGCCGCGCGUCAGAGAGGAACUACGGUCACCGUCUCAGGCCUCUUCAAGCCCCUCCCCGUCCGCCGCAAAGAGCUCGAGCGCAACGCCAAGCGCGAGUACGCCAAGGCCCUCUCCCUCCUCCACGCCUACGCCCUCGUCCCCUGCGCGCACGACAACAAGGGCGUCCGCCUCACCGUCGUCCACCACACUGCCCAGGGGUCCAAGAGCGUGCAGGUGCGCACGGACGGCACCCCCUCCACCCGCGCCUCCGUCUCCGCCAUAUGGGGCCCCAAGGCCCUCGAGCACCUCGUCGACCUCGACCUCGCCUUCCCCGUCGAGCCCGAGGCCGCUCUCUUGCGGCGCCUGGGGCCCGCGCAAGACGACGAGCGCGCGAACGAGGUCAAGGUCAAGGGCCUCAUCUCAAAGUUUGCCGUGGGCUGCGGGCGAAAUGGCACAGACCGCCAGUUCUUCUUCGUGAACGGGCGGCCGUGCGCGCCCUCGAAGGUGCAGAAGGCGUUCAACGAGGUGUACAGGUCGUUCAACGCGACGCAGUCGCCCUUCGUCAUCGCGGACUUUAUCCUCCCCACCGACUCGUGCGACAUCAACGUCAGCCCCGACAAGCGCACCAUCCUGCUCCACAGCGAGAACAACCUCGUCCAGGCACUCAAGGUAUGCACUCGAGCUCGCGUCGUGUCGUGCGCUCAUCGUCGUGUAGGCUGCGCUCGAGGAGACGUACGCGCCCUCGCGAUCGACGUUCGACGUCAACCCAUCCCAGGCUCCGAGCAAGGCCGUUCCGGUGGCGACGCAGCGCACGCGAUCCGCCAAGGAGAAGGAUCUGCUGUUCCUGCCCGACGAGGAUGA
This is a messenger RNA of Dichomitus squalens LYAD-421 SS1, 1278 nucleotides long. RefSeq names its product DNA mismatch repair protein MutL. NCBI's taxonomy places the organism in Eukaryota, Fungi, Basidiomycota, Agaricomycetes, Polyporales, Polyporaceae. The record is from RefSeq and is a predicted model, not a curated record. Gene Ontology annotation, molecular function: ATP binding; ATP hydrolysis activity; mismatched DNA binding. The transcript has 8 exons. The coding region runs from base 1 to 1278 and encodes 425 amino acids. Gene Ontology annotation, biological process: mismatch repair. Gene Ontology annotation, cellular component: MutLalpha complex.